This is a messenger RNA of Coffea eugenioides, 2274 nucleotides long. Its product is annotated as protein PLASTID TRANSCRIPTIONALLY ACTIVE 10. The transcript has 12 exons. Bases 11 to 2062 code for a protein of 683 amino acids. NCBI's taxonomy places the organism in Eukaryota, Viridiplantae, Streptophyta, Magnoliopsida, Gentianales, Rubiaceae. The record is from RefSeq and is a predicted model, not a curated record. Gene Ontology annotation, cellular component: chloroplast; plastid-encoded plastid RNA polymerase complex. Gene Ontology annotation, molecular function: RNA binding.
AUCCAAAAAGAUGCACUCUCUUCUCCAACUCCAAACCCCCUACGCUCUCUCCCCAUUUCUCCUUCUCCCACCUAAAACCCACCUUAAACCCUGCAGAAAACUCCCGAAUUUCCAAUCCCAUAAACCCAAAACCCCUUCUAUAUUUAUGACCUUAGCUUACGGCGCAGAUGAGCUUCCGGUAGACGAGGAAUUUCUCGAACAAUAUGGCCCAAAAGACAAAGAAUCCGAGGAAGAAGCCCGGCGCCGCAACUGGGUCGAGCGCGGAUGGGCUCCGUGGGAAGAAAUCCUUACCCCCGAAGGCCAAUUCGCCCGGAAAUCCCUCAACGAAGGCGAAGAGGUCCCUCUCGAAGACCCUGAAUCCGUUGAGGCUUUCAAGAUGUUGAAUCCAAGGUACAGAGAUAAGAAGAUUAAGGAUAUGGGAUUGACUGAAGAUGAGUAUUACGCGAAGCAAUUCGAGAUAAAGGGUGAGAUUCCUGACCCGCUGGAGACUAUCUGGGCUGGCCCUUUGGUGUUGAGACACUUGCCGCCACGUGACUGGCCGCCACCGGGCUGGGAGGUCGAUAGGGAGGAGCUGGAGUUCAUACGCGGGGCACACAAGUUGCAUCAUGUGACCAGAGUGGACUAUGAGAAGGUGGAGGAGGUGGCGCAGAAGGAAACUGAUGAUAUGUGUUUGGAGAGGUAUAAAGUGUUCCUGAAGCAGUAUAAUGAGUGGGUUGCUGCAAAUAAAGAUAGAUUGGAGGAGGAGUCUUACAAGCAUGACCAAGAUUACUAUCCUGGAAGAAGGAAAAGGGGAAAGGAUUAUGUGGAGGGGAUGUACGAGCUACCAUUUUACUAUCCAGGACAAAUUUGUGCUGGUAAAGUGACUGGCGUGCACCUUUAUCAAGGAGCGUUUGUUGACAUUGGAGGUGUCCAUGACGGGUGGGUUCCUAUCAAACGUAAUGAUUGGUUUUGGAUCCGCCACCAUAUAAAAGUUGGUAUGCAUGUGACUGUUGAAAUUCUGGCAAAGAGAGAUCCUUACCGAUUCAGGUUCCCUAUUGAGAUGCGGUUUGUUGACCCUAAUAUAGACCAUCUGAUCUUCAAUACGUUUGAUUUUCCACCAAUAUUUCACCGUGAUGAUGAUACUAAUCCAGAUGAGUUGCGUCGGGAUUGUGGAAGAGCUCCAAUUCCUAGAAAAGAUCCGGGCAUCAAGGUGGAAGAGGAACCAUUAAUAUCAAAUCACCCUUAUGUUGAUCGACUGUGGCAGAUCCAUAAUGCGGAACAGAUGAUUUUGGAUGAUUUGGAGGCUAAUCCUGAAAAGUAUGAGGGCAAAAAGUUGGCAGAGUUAAGUGAUGAUGAAGAUUAUGAUGAAGAACAUAAUGUUCAGUAUGCCAAAGGUGUUUACAAGAAAAGUACACUACCAUUAAUGAUUCUGAAAACUAGUGUAAAAGAUCUCGACUUAGAAGCAGCAUUUGCUGAGCGUCAGCACCAUAACAAAUUGAGAAAGGAAGCACAAGAGAGGGGAAAAAAGUACAAAGUUACCAAGAUGAGGAGAAAUGCUGAAAUGGAUGAAUACGACCUUAUCCAUUGGCGUCGAUCAUUUGAAGAAAGGGAGGCUCUGAUUAGGGAUAUUAGCUGCCGUCAGGCCCUUGGGCUUCCGUUAGAUGAGCCUGGGCGGUAUGUGGACAGCAGCUACUUUGGCAAGGAUCAAUAUGAUCCUGACAGCCCUCUGUAUCGUUAUGACUAUUGGGGGGAACCAAAGAAUUCAGAAAAAAGUAAGCAGGAGCGGAUGAAAGAUGCCCAUAACAAAUCUAUUGUUGGGAAGGGUACAGUUUGGUAUGAAAUGUCUUAUGAAGAUGCAAUUAAGCAGAAAAUGCAGAGGGAAGCCGAAGGACACACACAGGAACAAUUUGAUGAAGAAGACAUGGAUGGAGAUGGAGAUGGAGAUGGUGACGACGAGGAUGAUGAUGAUGAUGAUUUUGAUUACAGCAUCUUGUCUGGCCCCAGCGUGGAAUUGUCUGAGCAGCCUCAUGUUAAUGGUACAGAAUCAUCCAGAUUAUCUGAUGAAGGGAUGUUUGAGAAUUAGUGCAGCUGGUACUCCGCCCUGCCCUGUAGGAGUUGGGAUUAUGUUGUUUGUACAGUAAUAGGAAAACAGAAGAGGAACCCCAGCAGUUCGGAUAUACCUUUAUUCUCCCCAAUAUUGAACCAAGAAACAUAUUCUCUACGGCAUUGGGAUGUAUUUCUAGGUUUCUGGCAAGUCUUCUCAGAGUCUAUAAAACUUGCCUUUCAUUUGCUCAA